Messenger RNA from Symbiodinium necroappetens, 370 nucleotides. NCBI's taxonomy places the organism in Eukaryota, Dinophyceae, Suessiales, Symbiodiniaceae. The record is from the annotation of a GenBank genome assembly.
GCCGUGGCCAUUCUUUGCGUGCAGCCCCCUUCAGAUCUGCUUCAUUCCCACAUACGAGCGAUUUGUGAGCACGACGAGGAUACGCAGCUGGUUGAAACCGUGCUGCGCGAGCACACGACCAGCUCCAAUGUCGUCGACACGUCGCAGGAAACUUCCUUCGCGGGCUUCUUCGAGGAGUACAUGCGACGAAAAUUUCAGCUACAGUUUAACCACGACGUGCUGCUCAACUACAUCACAGAGACCAUGGACGACCAGUGGUCGGGCUAUGGCGAGAUUCCCCGGACCUUCCUCCUUGGGCCUUACGUCCAGGCUUUCCUGGUGCAAGACCGAUUCUUCGAGGGCCAGUACGACGAGAUGAUCGACGCUAUGC